Eruca vesicaria subsp. sativa (arugula) is the source of this 766-nucleotide messenger RNA. The record is from the annotation of a GenBank genome assembly. NCBI's taxonomy places the organism in Eukaryota, Viridiplantae, Streptophyta, Magnoliopsida, Brassicales, Brassicaceae.
AUGAAAUUGGUUUGGUCUCCGGAGACUGCAUCUAAGGCCUACUUAGACACCGUUAAGUCCUGCGAGAAUCUUGAAACGCCUGACGCGGCUGAGCUAAUAUCUGCGAUGGCGGCUGGUUGGAACGCGAAGCUGAUCGUGGAAACAUGGUCAUACGGAGACGCAAUAGCCUCGAGUAUCGGCUUAAACGUCGCGAGCCAACACGCAAACGCGAAACACAUAUGCAUCGUACAAAACACGAGAACAGAGUCGGCUUAUCUCCAAGCCAUUCAAGAAUCUUCAUCUCCCUUGAACUUACCAGAGACGAUCAUAUCCCAAGAACCCGAAAACGCGAUGAAGGACAUACAAGGAAUCGACUUCUUGGUCGUGGAUUGGCGGCACAAGGAACUUGCAGCGGCUGCGUUGAGGAACGCUGCGUUUGGAAGCAGAGGAGCGGUUGUGGUUUGUAGAAACGGGUAUUCGAGAAGUUCUUCGGGUUUUAGCUGGAGAAGGGCGUUAAGAGAGAGGGAAGUUGUUAGAACUGUGACUCUUCCGGUCACCGGAGGUAUUGAGAUUGCUCACGUUGCGGCUAGGAGCUUGGGGAAGAUCGAAAAGGGUAAGAGGAGAUGGAUCACGCAUAUUGAUCAUAGAUCAGGAGAAGAACAUGUGUUUAGUGUUUAGAAAGUAUAUUAAAGAGACAAAGACAAUAUGUUUAUUUGGAUUCUUGUUAUAUCACUUUGUACAUAAACUUCCAUAGAUGUUAUUGUAUCAUACUUGUCUUAGGUCUCAG